CAUCAUUUAUUUAUUCAAAUAUUAUGUCUGGCAAAUUGACUUUUUACAAUGCUGUUUUGUGCCCUUUUGCACAGCGUGUGGCUAUUGCGCUUCGUGAAGUGGGCGCCGACUUUGAAAGUGUCGAAAUUGAUCUAUCGAAUAAACCUGCAUGGUACAAGGAUGUGAAUCCGGAAACCAAGGUCCCUGCAUUGUCGGUGAAUGGUGUCAACAUUGCUGAAUCGUUGGUGCUUCUCGAGCUGCUCAAUGAUCUGUAUCCCGAGAAAAAGCUGUUGCCAAAUGAUGCCGUGAAACGAGCCGAGGUGCGUUUCCUUAUUGAAUACUACUCUUCCAAUGUUGUCUCGAACUGGUACAAGCACCUCCGAGAAAAUGCCAACAGUGGAAGCCGCGAAGAUUACAUUGCUGUCUUGGACAAAGCAUACCGCCGUAUCAAUGAUUUAUUACUGGCGCAAUCUUCUUCGGGGCCGUACUUCCUCGGUAACCAGUUAUCCUUGGCUGAUAUCGCCGUGGCGCCUUUUGCUGGUCGCAUUGCUGCUUUUGAAAAGCAUUUAUUGAAUGGUUAUGAGCAUGAAGCAGUCAAGCAAUCCCCACGUUUGGCUGAAUGGUUCAAGGGUCUUGCCGAGCUUCCUUCUUUCAAGGACACAUUCUUUGGCGACAAGAAUGUCGUUGACGGGAUUGUCAACCGAUUUAACUAUCCUACUUCCCAGUAAGGUCUCUCCAUUGAAAAAAAAGGAAAGAAAAAAA
Messenger RNA from Radiomyces spectabilis, 741 nucleotides. Its product is annotated as glutathione S-transferase. The transcript is spliced from 5 exons. NCBI's taxonomy places the organism in Eukaryota, Fungi, Mucoromycota, Mucoromycetes, Mucorales, Radiomycetaceae. The coding region runs from base 24 to 707 and encodes 227 amino acids. Gene Ontology annotation, cellular component: cytoplasm. The record is from RefSeq and is a predicted model, not a curated record. Gene Ontology annotation, molecular function: glutathione transferase activity.